UUCCUAAAUUCGAAUCGCUCAAAAUAACAUUAAUUUGAUUGUAUCGCUUCAAUCACGUUCCUCUCUCCCUUUCUUCUCGCCAUGGAGAUGGCCGAAGAGGACCUUGGCUCCCGCUCCGGCUCGGCUCCCCCUUUUCCAGCUAUCGUCUCUCUCACCCCCUUCUCCCCUAACCCUUCACCCUCCGCACGCCGCCUCUCUAGCCAAUUCACCAAGCCGAGCCUCCCGGUUGCGCCGGCGCGGCGUCUGGCUUGGGUGUCUCUCCAGGGGAGGCUUGUCAAUGCGGAGGAAGCCAGUUCGGCUCGAACCAUUGGGGGCGGCUUGAGCCUGGAAGAAGCUGCGGCGUGGGAACUUUUCACCCCUAUUCAACGGGUUCUCAUUGUUGCCGUGAUUGGCGUUGCGGUUGCAGAGUCGAAGAAGAAUCGGACCAUUACGCAGCUUAAGAAAUCUGUGGAACUUAGGGAUCAGGUUCUAUCAAGCAUGCAACAGAAGCUUGACGCUCUCUGUGAGCAGAUGAAUGACACUAAAGAUCGGUCAGGAAGCGUGGUGAAUAUGUCAUAUAACAAGAAUGCAAACCAAUCAUCAUGUAGUGAAUUUUUCGGAUGCGAUGAAAUGAAAUUGGUUGACUGUGGUUGUUGGCUUUGUAGUCAACACCAUGAACUGGUUACUGGGAUUACGUAUAAAAUGCCUUUCGUCAAAGAGGUAGAACAAGAGGAGCGACGUAUGUCUGAUUUGUCUGACUGGGCUUCCAGUGUCACAUCUGCUGCUGACAUCCAGUUUAACACCUUUGCAAUGGACCAAGAUAUCUCCAAUCUUAGAAAAGAGUGCGAAGAAAAGGAUGCCACCAUAGGAGAGCUCACCACUAUUCUCCGGUCAUCUAGUGUUGCUGGUUCAAAGAGAAUUUCAGAGUUGGAAGACAUUAUCCGUAGGAAGAAUAUGAUGAUUACGAGACUUAAGAAGGACAUGAUUGUUUUAGAGGAAAAGGUGGUGCAGCUAACUAGGCUUCGCAGACCCUCCUCUGCAUCAAUCCCAGACAGUUGGCAAUUUCCAGUCAUGGUUGAUAACAUCAUUUAUGGUAUGGACAGUACUACUAGCCCUUCCUCUUCUGAUUCAGAUUCUCCUCCUGUGAACCGCCCAAAAGCUCAUGUUGCUGAAGCUGAUGAGAUUUCUGCUCAGAAGAAUGAGCUUGCUUCAGCAACUAAUCAGAAAUCAGCACCUUCCAAAAGCUCAAGUUCACUUAACAAAUUAACUGAUCGCCUUACAAGAUCUCGUACAGUAAGUCCUCUUAAAGAAGUAUCAAUGAAUCCCAAGGUCAAUACGCGUGCUGUAUUGAAGCAGAAACACUCGGCUGAUGGAGAUCUUAGAAAGAGUAGAAGACCAACCCAAAUGUUAUCCAAGGAUGCAACUCCCCAGAAGAGAUGGGCUUAGCAGGUCGAUGGUAGGUCUGUAGAUGCAUACUUAUAUGAUGUGUUGCAAAAUGUUUUUGCAAACUCAAGGUAAAGUAAUGUUAGUAUUUGUCCUUGUAGUUCAGCAGGCAAUUUGCUACUCCAUGUCAGCGUUAUAUUAUUAUUUCUAUUCCAGCGCAGCAGUUCUUUGUUUCCUUGUAAUUCGAAGGUAAUAUUUCUAUUAAGUUCAGAUUAGAACCUUCAGUUCUUUA
Molecule: messenger RNA, 1654 nt
Organism: Tripterygium wilfordii
Lineage: Eukaryota; Viridiplantae; Streptophyta; Magnoliopsida; Celastrales; Celastraceae
Exons: 7
Coding region: 82-1425 (447 amino acids)
Source: RefSeq, a predicted model, not a curated record